This is a messenger RNA of Zeugodacus cucurbitae (melon fly), 958 nucleotides long. RefSeq names its product histidine-rich glycoprotein. NCBI's taxonomy places the organism in Eukaryota, Metazoa, Arthropoda, Insecta, Diptera, Tephritidae. The record is from RefSeq and is a predicted model, not a curated record. Bases 247 to 645 code for a protein of 132 amino acids. The transcript has 2 exons.
GUAUGCGCAUAUUGGCCACAUUCAGUGCGGUAAGCUGCCACGGUUAACAACGUCUCUCGACGAACUGUAACGUCAGUGUUGUGAAGAAAGUGCGUGUUGUUAAGCAAAAAGUGUUUGAAAAUAGAAAACAACAAUAAAAAUAUAUAAAUAUAUAAAAAAUCCUUGAGAGACUCUGUCGUAAUAACGCGUAUUUGUGUGUGUGUGCGCUCGCGUGUCUGCUGUUUAUUCUGACGAAUAUCCUGUAAAAUGCUGAAAUUUAUUCUACUCGCUAUAGCUUGUCUGCUCACCGUGGCAACAGCUUUGAAAAUACACGAUUUCGAGCAUCACGAGUACGAACAUCACAAGGAACCCGAAGAAACGGAACACCAUCAUGAGGUGGAACAUAAACAUGCCACCUCACAUCAAAGUGUCAAAUUCCAUCAUUACCAUCCCGUGCCGGUCUAUAUCAAGGACAAGCACUUGCUCAAGAAUCCCAUCGAAAUUGGCGGCACAAAGCAGAAAUUGAAAAUUUUACAUCCUGAAACUGAGCACAGCCACAAUCACGGUUUGGUUCUGGAAGAAGAGAGCGAGUCGCAUUUCCACGAGCAUGGACAUCAUGAAAUAGAACAUCACGAACCACAUUACGAACACUAUCAUCACGAAUAAAUGAAGGCGAAUGAGAAAGAGAGUGAUGGAUAGAGAGUGAGCGAGUAAAACAAAGAACUGAAAGCCGCAACUGUUUGCUUUUAAUGAACUAAGAUUGGUAGCUUUCCUUGACGUGGUUCAUUUUCAAAGUUAGUGCUUUAGAUUUUAUUUUAUACAAUGGUCACACUUGCUACAAAUGGAGCGCGUUCACUAAAUAUUUUAGAACAAUUAACUUGUAUUUUUAAUUGUGUAUAUUGUUAAUAUAGACUGAGCUUUGGUAAGCUCUUAAUUUGUAAAUUAAAUAAAAUAAAAAAGAGUGUUUCUUAAGUAAAAA